Eufriesea mexicana is the source of this 3072-nucleotide messenger RNA. RefSeq lists its product as uncharacterized. The coding region runs from base 1 to 3072 and encodes 1023 amino acids. Gene Ontology annotation, biological process: signal transduction. NCBI's taxonomy places the organism in Eukaryota, Metazoa, Arthropoda, Insecta, Hymenoptera, Apidae. Gene Ontology annotation, molecular function: GTPase activator activity. The transcript is spliced from 6 exons. The record is from RefSeq and is a predicted model, not a curated record.
AUGUUAAUUUACGAUGUUCUACAUAAAGAAACAGUAUAUAAUUUAAUUGUUAGUGAUCUUCGUAAUUAUGGAGUUAAAUAUCGUUUUAAAAAGAAUAUGUUUAAGAUAGAAAGAACUGAAGGAGUGAAACAUAUAUCGAAAAAAAUUUUUAAAACUCCACUGUUGUAUCAACCAUUGGAUGUUGUGAAUUUAUCAUCUGGUGCCAUUGUACAUGUACCUAUCUUUGUUAGCCAAGCAUCUACUUUUUUAGAAAAAUAUAUUACUCAAGAAGGAUUAUUCAGAAAAGCAGGUUCACAGCUUAGACAAAAGGAAUUAAUAGCUCGUUUAGAUAAUGGUGGCAGUUUAGGAGAAAAACAUCAUGCCGUUGAUGUUGCUAAUUGUUUAAAAUCUUUCUUCAGAGACCUUCCAGAACCAUUAAUUCCAUACAUAUAUCAUGAUUUAUUUGUACAUUGCGUCAUGCUUAAAACUUAUUGUGUACAAGCAUUAUUAUUAGCUUGUAUUCUUUUACCACCACAUCAUCUAAAUACUUUGGCAUUUUUUAUGGAAUUUUUAAAAAGGGUAGCAUUAUGUGAGAAACAAAAUAAAAUGAGUGUUGAUAAUUUAGCAAAAGUUGUUGGGCCAAAUAUUAUGCCCUUGCAAGGAACUACUAUGACUGCUGUGCAAAUGCGUCUUGAAUUACAUUUAAUUGUUGUUAAAAUUUUAAUUGAAAAUGCAGAAAGUAUUGGUAUUUUACCAGAUCAUAUAACACAAGCUAUUUCUAUGGAAACAAUUGGCAGUAUAGACAAUGAAUUAGAUGUAUCUGAUCACUUGCGUUCAAAACUAAAAAAAAAGAAACAUCGCAGUGGAAGUCUUACACGUAAGCCACAUCUAAGUGCCUCCAACCUCAAUCUAAGAAUGUUUAAUGGUUUAAAAAAAAUUGUUGGGAAGAAUGCUGUAUCUGAAGAUGGUAAUAUAUGUGAUAAUCAGAGAAUCUCUGAAAAUGCAGAUUCAAUACAUGCAUCAAAUAUUAAAUCCACAAAAAGAAGAAAAGUAGAUUAUUUAGAUCCACCAAGUACAAAGAAGAAGAGAGUUGUAGAUAAAACAGAUAAAUCUAAAAAGAUUAGACUUAGUUUAGAUCGUUUUGUACCAAAAAAGCCGAAAGUUGUUGAUGAAAAUUCAGAAUUAUGUUCAAAUAGCUUUGACAUCCAUACAGAACGACGUUGGAGUUCAGCUUGUAAUUCAAGUGAUUCACAAAGAACAUAUAGAACAUACAGUGAUGGUUCAUCAAAUUUAAAAUUAAUUCUGAAAGAUAGUGAAGUAUCAAAUGAACUCAAUAAAGAAUAUAAUAAUAUGUUUGUUGAUGCAGAUGUUAAUUUAUCAGAUGAUAGUGACGAGCAGGUCUUGUUAAUAAAAGAAGAUGAUGUUAAAUCUAAUAAACGACAUAUAAGAUUAAAUUCAAGUUCUGAAGAAUUAAAAACUUUAGAUCAUUUUGAUCAAAGACAUGUAUAUCCAUCAAAAAGAAGAUUAACUGUAAAUAAUUACGAAACAUAUUCACGUGUUCAAGUCACAUCAAUGGACAAUCAGUCAGAGGAAUAUGUUACAAUACCUAAAAGUGAAUAUGAGGAAAUUAAAAAUAGAGUUUCAGCAAUUGAAUCUCAUCUUUCUCAAAAGUUUAAAUGUGUAAAUAACGAAAAUGUUGAGGAGAAUGAUGAUUUAUUACUGCAUUCUGUAAAAGAAGUACAAACUGCAUAUGAAAAGACAUUGGAAGAAGCCAGUAUUGAAAGUACAGUAACAACGGACUAUUUAGCUAAGAAACUUGGUAAAGAACUUAAAAUUAGGAGAUCGGAUGAACAUAAAAUAAUCAGAUCUCCCAGUGCUCGAAAAAUAGGAAGUUUAAGAAGAAGAUCACAAGAAAGAGUGAUGAGCAAACGCAUUAGACGAACUGCUUCAUGGCACAUUUCUCAUGGAUCAGACUUACAAUCACAUAUACAGUCUGAUCAAGAUUUAAACAAUCCUUAUUCUCACAAUGCAAAAGGUUUUUAUACAGAUGAUGAUGCUUACUUACGGCCUAUAUCUACUUCCCUUUGGGAAGAAGAAAAAAAUAAUGUAAUGUUAGAUAAUGUAUGCAAUGAAUUUAACAAUUCAAGUAUGUAUACAAAAGAAUUUAAUCAGGCUUCUCAAUUAGUAAAAAAUCGGAUACAUACUACAGUACGUCGAGUAUCAUCUUUUCAUGGUAACGAACUUACAAACGCAAACAUAUAUUCCAAUGGAAAAGUUGAAAAAUUGAAGAAGACAAAUAGCCAACAAAAUAUGAUUUUAAAUGAUACACCCGUAACUAAAUUAAUUCCAAAAUCUGAGGGGAAGAAGAAAACAACGAUGUCUUGGAAAGAUGCAGAUGGUUAUUUUAAAUCAACAUGUCAAAAGAAUAGUCCAGUUACUCAAACUGGCCGUGCAUCGAUUGCAAAAUUAAGAACUCAGAAUGCAGGAAUGGUAUUAGCUAAAGCUAAAUUAUUUGAUGAAUGUACAACAAAAGUGUAUGCUCAAAAUACUGUUAUAAACAAGAAAAAUGAUUUAUCUAGUUUAGAAGAUAAUCAAUGUGCAAAUAAUAUAAAACUGAACUGUGAACGAAUAGAAUUGUUGCGAAAAUCAAGUAAAAAUAUAAAAAACAGAAAUUCAAAAAUGUUAUUAAAACAUUCUCCAUCUUCUAUUACAAUGGAAAUUGACACUAAAAAAGAAGGUACUGAAAUAUGUUAUUGUAAUUCCGAAGAUACAGCAUGUAACAUGGCUAUUCAUCAAAAAGAAAAUAUGUUUGUUAAAACAUCACCUUUAUUGCAAAAAAUGCCUACGAAUACAAUAUUACAUGAAUCGAGAUUAAAUGUAUAUAAAACUGAUAAUAAUGUACUGUGUAAAACCCCACACAUUAAGAAACCAUUAACUAUAAAAACACCUAAAAGUGGUAAAGCAUUAGUGAAGAAACCUAUAAUGGAAUCUCGUAAAACACCUUUAAAAGCUGUUAAUCAAUUAGGGACUCCUAAAUAUCAAAGUCCUAAAAGUAUUCUAAAAACGACAAGAAAUAUUAGUAGACACACUUAA